This is a messenger RNA of Scomber japonicus (chub mackerel), 6246 nucleotides long. RefSeq names its product collagen alpha-1(XX) chain-like. Gene Ontology annotation, molecular function: protein binding. The record is from RefSeq and is a predicted model, not a curated record. The transcript is spliced from 50 exons. The coding region runs from base 28 to 5769 and encodes 1913 amino acids. Lineage: Eukaryota; Metazoa; Chordata; Actinopteri; Scombriformes; Scombridae.
UUGGACAGCUGAUCCUGGCAGCCCUGUAUGGCGUUCCCUGUCCAGGUCAUCUGCAGGGCAGCUCGCACUGUUGGAUUAGUUCUCUUCUAUUAUGUCUUCUCUAUAGGCAUCACCUUCUAUAACAAAUGGCUAAUGAAGGGUUUCCACUAUCCCCUCUUCAUGACCUUAGUUCAUCUUGCGCUCAACUUCUGCCUGUCGGCCCUGACACGAUGGGCCAUGCAGUGCUGGACAGGGAAACCCCGCAUCAUCCUGGGCUGGACGGAUUACAUCUAUAAAGUGACUCCCACAGCCUUAGCAACAGCACUGGAUAUCGGGCUUUCCAACUGGAGCUUCCUCUUCAUCACCAUAAGCUUGUACACCAUGACCAAAUCUUCAGCGGUGCUCUUCAUCCUCUUUUUCUCUCUGGUUUUUAAACUAGAGGAGCCUAACCCAUACCUGAUCCUGGUGGUCCUGCUAAUCUCCUCCGGUCUUUUCAUGUUUACAUUCGAGUCGACACAGUUCAACCUCGAGGGCUUCACCAUGGUGCUCAUGGCGGCCUUCAUAGGGGGGAUCCGCUGGACCCUAACUCAGGUCCUCAUGCAGAAAGCAGAGCUGGGUCUUCAGAACCCAGUAGAUGCCAUGUACCACCUCCAGCCUGUCAUGUUCCUCUGCCUCUUUCCCCUCUUCCUGUAUAAUGAAGCAUUGAGCCUCAGUACCUCAGAGAAGUUAUUCCGGGCGUCGGGGCCCUCACCUCUCCUCCAUUCGCUCUUCUUACUGAGCAUCGGCGGCGUGCUGGCCUUCGGUUUGGGCUUCUCGGAGUUCCUGCUAGUCGCCCGAACCUCCAGCCUCACUUUAUCCAUAUCAGGGAUCUUUAAGGAGGUGUGCACUCUGCUUUUGGCAGCAGCUCUGAUGGGAGAUAAAAUGAGCAUGUUAAAUUGGCUUGGAUUCGUCGUGUGCCUGUGUGGCAUUUCAUUACACGUGGGACUCAAGACAUAUUAUUCCAAAAAUAAGGGCCCUUCUUUAAGGCAGCUCAGCAGCAAAAGCCCGGAGCUCGAGCUUCCGUUACUGCGACAGAACGGGGACGAAAGAGAAGACUCGCCCGCCGAUGACGAAGAUGAAGAGCAAGAAAUCACUCUGCACCUCAGUGUCCUGCUGCUGUCAGGCGUCCGUGGCCAAGGUCGCCUUAAACUGACAGUCCUGUCUGAGGACAGACUGCAGAUGAAAUGGAAGGAAGCUGACGGACCCGUUCAGGGCUACAAGGUCCGAGUGAGACCCAUCUCAGAGGUGCCACAGCCAGAGCUCAUGCUGACCACCACAAGGGGACGGGCGACGGUAGCAGGACUGGACUCCAGUCAGGAAUACACCCUCCAAGUCCUCGUUCUCAAUGGGACCACAGAGAAACUUCUGGCAAAGCGGCGAUUCACCAUGGAAAGUCUGCGUGAGGAGGAGAUGAUCCGCAGCGGCAGCCGAGAGCAGAAGAAGAAGAUGUUGCCGGGCGGCUCGGGGUCGGGAGACUUGGACGAUGUGACGGAGGCUCUGCUGGGACUGCCCACAAUCCUCUACCCGGAUCCCAUGACAACCACCACUGCUGCUCUCCCAGACGACGCCCUGGAGAAAACCCCCAAAGAGAAGAGGAAGAGGAAGAAAGACAGAGAGCGGGAUCGUUCCAAGGCGGAGAACAAGGAGGAGCAGGGAACGACGCAGGGCAAGCCGGCUGAGGAAAAACCCCGGAAGACACCCUUCCCUACCCAGCCGGUUACAGGUAUGUCUCCAAGGAGACCGUUCAUAUGCGAAAGCGAUGGAGCGGCGGACAUCAUGUUGCUGGUGGACGGCUCCUGGAGCAUCGGACGCACCAACUUCAGACGGGUCCGAGACUUCUUGGAGGGUCUGAUAACACCCUUCCACAUCGGGCCGGACAACAUUCAGAUAGGUCUGACCCAGUACAGCGGAGACCCCCGGACAGAGUGGCACCUCAACAACUUCACCACUAAAGAUCAGCUGCUGGAGGCAGUCAGGAAUUUCAGAUAUAAAGGCGGAAACACUUUCACAGGCCAGGCGCUGCUCCACAUCAUGGAGGAGAACAUGAGGACAGAGUCGGGUGCAAGGUUAGACACGCCGUUUUUCCUGGUGCUCUUGACGGACGGGAAAUCGCAGGAUGAUGCCAUUGCGGCGGCAAACCGGCUGAAGAAUGCUGGCGUGGAGAUCAUCGCUGUAGGUGUGAAGAAUGCUGAUGAAGCAGAGUUGAGGCAAGUGGCGUCUGAGCCGGUGGAUCUGAACGUCUACAAUGUUAACGACUUCCCUCUACUCAGUAAACUGGUGGCACGACUGGUCCACAUCCUGUGUGCGAGGAUAGAGGAUCGAGGCAUCUCAAAACGGAUGGAUCCUGGACCGACAGCCGACCCGGCCCUCUCCUACCCCAGUCCUUCAGACCUCCGCUUCUCUGACCUGGGCUCCAGAGAGGUGAAGCUCCACUGGACCAAUCCUGCUAAGUCGGUCCAGCAGUACAGAGUGGUGUACCAUAGCGCAGAGGGUCAGAGUCCACAGGAGGUGGUGGUUGCUGGCUCUGAGUCCACUGUCCUACUGGAAGGCCUGUCCUCUCAGACGCUGUACCACGUGUCCAUCUUCCCCGUGUAUGAACACAACGUCGGCCUGGCACUCAGAGGGACCGUCACUACAUUGCCGCUAGCCAUGCCUGCCAACCUGGAGGUGACUCCUUCCUCUUACAGCACACUGCGAGUGAGUUGGGGUGCAGCACCGGGCGCAACACAGUACAUGAUCCUGUACUCGGCACUCAACCACGGAGAGCCUGACGAUGCCAAAGAGGAGAAAUUCAGUGCAGACCAUACAGUGGUGGAGCUAGCAGGGUUACUGCCAGAAACAGACUACUCUGUCACUCUUUAUGCCCUCUAUGAGGAGGAUCCCAGCGAACCAGUCACUGCUGUUGCUACCACACUCCCCCUCCCAGCUCCGAUGAGGCUUCAAUUCCCGAUGGUCACCCACAGUGUACUGAGGGUAAGCUGGGUGCCCGGGGCUGUGGACGUCCCCGGCCAUCGAGUCACCUACAGCACUAACCACGGCAGUGACGUCAAGCAGAUGGAGGUUACAGGACUGAACUCAGUGCUGGUGCAGAAUCUGUCCUCUCUAUCCAGAUACCUGGUGUCUGUCCAGUCUCACUACCCACAAGGCCUUUCUACAGCCCUCACCAGUAACAUCACCACACUGAAGGUGCCCUCCCCAUCAGACCUCAGGGUGACCAAUUUCUCAGGCAGUGACAUCAUUGUGCGCUGGGAGGCCGCAGCUGAUGAUGUUGUCUCCUACCUCAUCAAGUGGAUCUCCCUCAGUGGAGGAGACCUGAGACAGUUGAGGGUGAGUGGCGAGAGUGAGGGGGCCAUCUUGGAGGGGGUGGAGGACGAUAAGGAAUACCAGAUCUCUCUGUCUGCGCUGUAUGGAGACGGAGCUCAGAGUGAAGCUGUGGCCAUACGCUACAGCACCUUGUCCGGCGGAGGCCCGUCCAGCGUGUCCGUCUCCGAGGAGACUGCAGUCAGCCUCGUCAUCAGCUGGGUUCCCCCCAACGCUCACGUCCUUCAGUACCGCGUCUCUUACACUGCGCUGACUGGAGCAGAAAACCAGGACAGCACUGUGUUAGUUCCAGGUGGUGAGAAGCAGGUGGUGUUAGAGUCAUUACAGCCAGACACACGCUACAGCAUCCUGGUUACUGCAGAGUACCGCAACAGAGAAGGAGGCAGCGGUUCAGCUCAGGGCAAAACCACCAGCCUGAGGGUAAGCAGUGUGAGCGUGGUCAGGUCAGAUCACUCCAGUAUCUGUCUGUCUUGGAGACCAGUGUCAGCUGUCGAUGGAUAUCGUAUUGUCAUCCAGUCUGUUAAAGACAAGGACACAAAGGAAGAGACAGUGGAUGAGUCCAGCAGCAGUCACUGUUUCACCGCUCUGGAAUCAGAGACCUUGUAUCGCAUCAGCGUGCACUCGCUUCUCGGCUCAGCAGAGGGUGCUGCCGUCUCCAUCCUGCAUCCAACAGCCACAGCUCCAGUCAGAAUUCCAAUCCAUCCCCGGAUGUACCCUAUCCACAACGAAGUCUGUCCUGAAGUAAACAUCAGAAACAGCAUCGUUACAGGGUUUGACAUGAUGGAAGCGUUUGGUCUGACUCAGAGAGCUCACUCGUCUGUGGAGGGCGUGGCGGCCGAGCCUUUUGUCUUCAACACGCUCCCCACCUACACUGUGUACAGAGACGUCCAACUGACGCAGAGCACCAAGUUCAUCCACCCUGCAGGUUUCUCUCCAGAGCACACCAUCAGCAUCGCCUUCCGCCUGUUGCAGGAAACACCCAGGGAACCGUUUGCCCUCUGGCAGCUCACUGACAAUGACUUCCAGCCCAUGAUGGGAGUGGUGCUCGAUCCUACUACCAAGCAUCUGGUGUAUUUCAGUCUGGACUACCGAGGAGAGGUUCAGGAACUGACCUUUGACCAGUCACAGGUCCAGAGGCUGUUCUAUGGCAGUUUUCACAAGAUUCACCUGUCUGUCAGCCAGGUGGGCGUGUCCCUGUCUGUGGACUGCCAGCGUGUGGGUGAGAGGCCUGCUCGCCCUCUAGGUAACGUACCGACCGAUGGCUUUGAGAUGCUGGGGAAGCUGGUGAAGACCAGAGGGCCUAACAGUGGAUCUGCUCCGUUCCAGCUGCAGUCCUUUGAGAUUGUCUGUAACAACACAUGGGCUUUAGAGGACACCUGCUGUGACCUGCCUGGACUGAGAGAUGAGGAGAGCUGUCCUGCCCCAGCGUACACCUGCACCUGCACCUCCGACAUCCCCGGAGCUCCUGGUUUCCCCGGGCCAACUGGAAAGCCGGGUCCUCGUGGUGAGAAAGGCGAGAAAGGAGAGCAAGGGCAUAAGGGGGAGAUGGGUCCUCCAGGAAAGUCUGGAUUUGAGGGAGGUCUGGGACCUAUGGGCAACGCAGGGCCGCGAGGGAUGGCUGUGCAAGGCAAAGUGGGUCCACCUGGUGCAAGGGGGGAAAAGGGACCUCCUGGGCGACCUGGAGUCCAGGGUUUACCAGGACCUCCAGGCCCAAAGGGGGGAGAGGGGGUCCCAGGCCCUAAGGGCAUUAGGGGGGGCGAAGGCAGCAUUGGAGGACCGGGCAUCACUGGACCCAGAGGUUUCCAAGGAAUGCCAGGACACCCAGGGCCCACAGGGGAGAGAGGACCCUCAGGACUUGUGGGACCUAUAGGUCUAGCAGGGACUAAAGGGGAACGAGGAGAGAAGGGGGAACCUCAGUCCAUGGCCGUGAUCUACCAGCUGGUCACACAGGCCUGUGAACAACUCGUACAUAAGGAGGUGUUGAAGCUGGACAAGUUCAUUAAUGAGAUAAGUCGUAAGCCAGCUCCUAUUGAGGAGCCGGUGGGGCCCCCAGGGGAACCUGGUAUACCAGGGCCCAAGGGUCCACCAGGCCCCAGGGGCACCCAAGGCAAUGUCGGCUCAAGAGGGAGACCUGGCAGGACUGGAUAUCCAGGAGAGCAGGGACAGAGAGGGAUGCCAGGGGAGAAAGGUGCUUUGGGCACCAAUGUCCAUGGCCCCCCAGGGGUCAAAGGAUUUGCAGGUCUUCCAGGUGAGGCCAAACUGGGAAGCCCAGGUCCCAAAGGAGAAGAUGGUAAAACAGGACCGCAAGGGAUCCCGGGACCUCCUGGCCAGACGGGUGAGAUCGGACCCCCGGGUGCGUGUGACAGCAGUGGAGGCUGUCAGAACAUUCCCGAGCAACCAGAAGACCCAUAUUACGGCUACCAGCCUUGAGUGGAUAUUGACGAACCAGGCAGCGGCGGUGAGGUGACGGCUGACAUCCGUUUGAAAUGACUCCUUUUGAAGCUGAAUGACAGACUGAGAAUGGAGUUGGAAGAAAAAAACAUGACUGAAGAGGCUUGGUGUGCUGAAACUGCCACUGACUGAUGCAGGUCUUCAUACAAGCUUCAUCUUCUGUGUGGACAGGAAACAGUACAAGAAGGAUCUCCGUCUGUCUUCUUGUUACAGUGUUCUUUCACAUUAAACAGCUGAGAGAUGUAGGAAAGUAGGAAUCUUUUUAAUAUAGAAUAGCAUUGUGAUAAACAGGUAGUAUCAUUAAGGAAAAUAUUUUCCCAGUGGGAUUAGAUUAUUAUAAACCAUAUUCGCACUGAAACCUUUUGUUACUAUGUUUAUGUAUUCAUGCACUGUAUCAAUGCCAAGUAGUUUAGCCAUCUGUGUUAUUUGUACCUGUUUCAUUUGCCAUUGCUAACC